Molecule: messenger RNA, 2823 nt
Organism: Loxodonta africana (African savanna elephant)
Lineage: Eukaryota; Metazoa; Chordata; Mammalia; Proboscidea; Elephantidae
Gene: SETD3
Product: SET domain containing 3, actin N3(tau)-histidine methyltransferase
Exons: 14
Coding region: 118-1932 (604 amino acids)
Biological process (GO): peptidyl-lysine monomethylation; peptidyl-lysine trimethylation; actin modification
Molecular function (GO): protein-lysine N-methyltransferase activity; protein-L-histidine N-tele-methyltransferase activity; protein binding
Source: RefSeq, a predicted model, not a curated record
CCGUCCGGCCGCUGCCGCCGCCGCCGUCUGGGGCUUGGUUGAGGCGGACGGUGGGGUCUGGGCCGGAGUGUGGCGCCGCCGCUGCGCGAAGGGGAAGCAGGCAGGAAACAUCAGGAUAUGGCAUCCAUGAGUCAGAAAAUGGGUAAGAAGAGCCGAGUAAAAACACAAAAAUCAGGCACUGGUGCUACUGCAGCUGUGUCCCCGAAGGAGAUCCUGAACCUCACCAGUGAGCUGUUACAGAAAUGCAGCAGCCCUGCCCCUGGCCCAGGCAAGGAAUGGGAAGAGUAUGUGCAGAUCCGGUCUCUGGUUGAGAAAAUACGAAAAAAGCAAAAAGGUCUGUCUGUUACUUUUGAUGGAAAAAGAGAAGAUUACUUUCCUGAUCUAAUGAAAUGGGCCUCUGAAAAUGGAGCGUCCGUGGAGGGUUUUGAAGUGGUUAACUUCAAAGAAGAGGGCUUUGGUUUGAGAGCAACUAGAGAUAUCAAGGCAGAAGAAUUAUUUUUAUGGGUUCCAAGAAAAUUACUUAUGACUGUUGAAUCUGCUAAAAAUUCAGUGUUGGGGCCCUUAUAUUCUCAAGACCGAAUUCUUCAAGCCAUGGGAAAUAUCACACUGGCCUUUCAUCUGCUGUGUGAGAGAGCCAACCCUAACUCUUUCUGGCAGCCCUACAUUCAGACCCUGCCCAGUGAAUACGAUACUCCUCUCUACUUUGAAGAAGAUGAAGUUCGGCAUCUUCAGUCCACGCAAGCGAUACACGACGUCUUCAGCCAGUACAAAAACACAGCUCGACAGUAUGCCUAUUUCUAUAAGGUGAUUCAGACCCAUCCUCAUGCCAACAAACUGCCCUUGAAGGACUCUUUCACUUAUGAGGACUACAGGUGGGCUGUGUCCUCUGUUAUGACAAGACAAAACCAGAUUCCCACAGAGGAUGGUUCCCGGGUGACCCUUGCUCUGAUUCCGUUGUGGGACAUGUGUAAUCACACCAACGGCCUGAUCACAACCGGCUACAACCUGGAGGACGACCGCUGCGAGUGCGUGGCUCUGCAGGACUUCAGGGCUGGGGAGCAGAUUUACAUUUUUUAUGGCACUCGGUCAAAUGCAGAGUUUGUGAUCCACAGUGGUUUUUUCUUUGACAAUAAUUCGCACGACAGAGUGAAAAUAAAGCUCGGAGUGAGUAAAAGUGACAGGCUGUACGCUAUGAAGGCUGAGGUCUUGGCUCGCGCUGGCAUCCCCACUUCCAGUGUGUUCGCGCUACAUUUCACGGAGCCUCCCAUCUCUGCCCAGCUUCUGGCUUUUCUCCGAGUGUUCUGCAUGACCGAAGAAGAAUUGAAAGAACAUUUGCUAGGAGACAAUGCUAUCGAUAGAAUCUUCACCUUGGGUAACUCUGAAUUUCCUGUUAGCUGGGACAAUGAAGUCAAACUUUGGACAUUUCUUGAAGAUAGAGCGUCGCUUCUUUUAAAAACUUACAAAACAACUAUUGAGGAAGACAAGGCCUUCCUGAAAGGCCAUGACCUUUCCAUUCGGGCUACAAUGGCCGUCAAGUUGCGAUUAGGCGAGAAGGAGAUCUUGGAGAGGGCAGUGAAGAGUGCGGCUGUGAACCGGGAGUACUACCGCAGACAGCUGGCGGAGCGGGCCCCGCUCCCCAAGUACGAGGAGAGCGCCCUGGGGCUGCUGGAGAGCAGCGUGGCCGACUCCAGGCUCCCCCUCGUCCUGAGAAACCUCGAGGAGGAGGAGGAGAGCGGCGUGCAGGAGGCCUUAACCAUCAAAGAGGCCGUCAGCAGAGCAAAGGCGGCUGAAAAUGGGCUCGUCAAUGGUGUGAACUCUGUCCCCAACGGGACCAGGUCAGAAAACGGAAACUUGAAUCCAGAAGAAAGUCAAAGGGGGGUUGGAGACGCCAAAGACUCCCCCUCAGACAGCGCCGAGGAGGCCAAAGAGUAGCCGAGGUGAAGCUCCACCUGCGGGAAGUUCAGCUCGGCCGACGCUGACACACAGUCCACUUACAUCGCUGUGUUUCCUUGUUGACGUUUUUCUUUCUGCAGAGAGGAAAAUAUGUUUUUGCUGCUUUAUAUAAAAAAUGAUUUUUUUAAGUUAUUUAAGAAAUCUAGCUUCCCUUUCGAUUAAGAUUGCCAUCUUGCUUCCAGGCAAAGCAAACAAGUGAAACGGCCGCAACAGAGGGGAGAGGUUCCUUGGGAAGAUCCCACAGACCCACAUCCCUGGGGAAGAGUUUGGUCUCCAUCUGCCGGUCAUCUGUGUGACCAGAGCCACGCUUGCCCCACCUCCUGCCAGCAGGCACCCCUGGCGGGACUCUGGGUGUUAGGCGUUAAGGUGGGGGAGCACACGGCAGAAAACGGGGUUCAGGUGAAGACGCUUUAGAGUCUGGGCAAAAUCUCUUUUUUUUUCCUUGAAAAAUAACACCCCAGAACCAAAAGAAAAAGUAAGGUGGCAACCUUAUUUUUAAUAGUUUUAAAUGUUAAUGAUAACCCUAAUUAUAUAAAAAUAUAUAUAUACACACAUAUAUAUACACCUAGUGAUUUCUAAAGAUUUGUUUACUUUCUGUGUUUUACUGUGUAAAGAACUCGCCCUUUCUCCUUGAAUCAGAGCAGGGCACUGCUCCCUCCCCAGAUUUAAAUGUCGCUCUGAGCAGGAAGCGAUACCUGUGACUUCUAGCCUUGGUGAUGGAGGGCUGGAAAGCAGGCAGGUAACCACAGCCUUGCGUGGCCCUGUCCACAGUGAGGCAGUUCCUGGCUUUUCUGGUUUUCUCAACAAGCUAGAGAUUUUCAAAGCUACACUUUUGACUAAAAACCCUUAUUAAAAGGAAAAUGUGAUUAA